Molecule: messenger RNA, 2355 nt
Organism: Macroventuria anomochaeta
Lineage: Eukaryota; Fungi; Ascomycota; Dothideomycetes; Pleosporales; Didymellaceae
Product: glycoside hydrolase family 85 protein
Exons: 3
Coding region: 182-2293 (703 amino acids)
Biological process (GO): protein deglycosylation
Cellular component (GO): cytoplasm
Molecular function (GO): mannosyl-glycoprotein endo-beta-N-acetylglucosaminidase activity
Source: RefSeq, a predicted model, not a curated record
GUCGUGAACGCCUUAUCGAUGACGAAGAAUGAGUAACGGUAGCUCUUCAACAAGCUCUCGAUGGCUUGGAUGCUCGGUGCGGUGGAUGCCCAUGUUGUGGUCUCCCUAGGGACCCCCGCGGACUUUAGCCCUCGCGAAAGGCUCAUCUGCAGCUGCAACACCGUGCAACAAAUGCAACAACAUGGCAUAUCUAUUAGGCUGGAAAGACAUCUUACGGCCCAUACGUGACGGCUACCGACACCUCUUCCCAUCUCCAGAUACAGGCCCAACACCAGAAGAACGUCGAAAGCAACGCGCCCUCGACCAGCUGAAAGGCUUCACUUACUUCGACACCUUCGAACAGCUGGAGACGUGGACUGACACUGAUGCUGAUCCUUUACAACGAGCCAACACGCCGUUGAUGGUGCGUUCGGUCAACGAAAGAGAGGGAUUAGGCAAGACUAGUGUCCUUCUUUGCCAUGACUAUGCAGGAAACUACCACGACUAUGAGGGGCCAUCAGGCAUUGGCUUAGAACAGGAGAAGUAUGCAUGUGAAUACCUGCAAUAUGUCGAUACCUUCAUCUACUUUUCUCACAAACUCGUGUGCGUCCCGCCACCAACCUGGACCAAUGCACUGCAUCGCAAUGGAGUGAAGGCGCUCGGCACGAUACUGAUCGAAUCGCAAACGCCAGACUCUGAGAAGCUCUUACAGCACGGCAACGAUGGAUUAUCUUUCCCAUUGGCAACGAAGCUUGCCAAGAUUGCAGAUCACUACAAGUUCGACGGCUGGCUUGUGAACAUCGAAAAGCCGUUUCCCACAGCGAGCUGGAAUGCACACGUUCUGGAGGCUUUCCUUCGCCAACUAAAGUCAAAUCUUGGAGUCGAAAAGCAGCUUAUCUGGUAUGAUGCCUUGACUACCACCAAUAAAGUGUCCUAUCAGAACGCCCUCAACACGCAAAAUCUGCCAUUUGCGAAAGCUUGCGGCAGCGUUCUUACCAACUACUGUUGGAAAGAGAGUGACGCCGCGGAUUCAUUACACGAAGGCCUGCAAACGAACUUGCCAUCACAUCAAAUUCACUUUGGCAUUGACGUCUGGGCUCAGAAUACAACCAAGCUCUCGCAUCCUCGCAUCACAUACCCCGAGUAUGGCGGUGGCGGUACCAACACGGGUGUCGCGGUAGCCAAGCUUGCAGAAUUUGGGCUCUCGGCUGGCAUCUUCGCACCAGCGUGGACGUUCGAGCACUUUCCAGGUCACGGAAGAGAUGUGGAGCAGACGAUGUGGGAUGGAGGAGAUCUCCCAGAGGGUACAGCUUGCCCGUGCGGUGAUUGUGACAAGCGGCAUCAACCGAACAAAGUAACACCAAUCACCAGCUUUGCAAGGCUGUACAAUGCCGGCUCAGAGACAUUCUUCUUUACAGACUUCAGUCGAGCAUUCAGCACGCACAGUGACAAAGAGAAAGAGAGUCUGUUCAGUGGCUUCAGCAUGCAUGCACAACUUGGCUCGCAAGCAAUCCUGCCUCUUAGAACGGAGUCACUAGGCAUGCUAAGUCCUUUGCGACACAGAUUGGAAGACGUAUCAGGUCGAUCGCAGCUUGUUAUUGAGGCUUGCAAUUUGCCUUUAUCGUCAAUUAAGAAAGAUUUGGCGCCCACAGAUCACAAUUGGAUGAUACCGCUGUUCAAACUGGACAUGCCAGCGGAUGGGUCGCUGCGGCUGCGGGUCUCCUAUCGAGACCUCUCAAACAUACCCCAAGGCGUAGCCUUCUACAUGAAAGUCUCUGGUACAGUGCAUGGCCUUACGCAAUACGACUGCCCUCGAAUUGACCACCUCCUCGACCUCGAAAUCAGAACCAGCAACGUUCUAUCAUUGUCAAAUCCUCAGGUGGACUAUAUCUGCAUUCAGCCUAUCGCUUCCUAUCCUGUUCCGUCCCAACCUGUCCCUUACCGAGGUGACUCAUUCCAACCUAUCUCAUCCCGAAAUUUCCCAUCAGAGGCCUCAUCGCCGACGAGUACCAUCUCUGAUAUUCAGAAGUCAUCUCGGGGUGAAGGAGAGACACAGCAUCUGAGACUCUGCUGGACCCACUCUUCCAGUGGUCAACCAGUGAAGGGCAUGCCUUACAGUAGCAUUACCGGAUCUUUCUCUUAUUUUGUCGUUUGUGUUGAUGGUAACGGUUUCGGAAGAGCGUAUGCGGGAGAGCACAUGCUUCCAGCUUCGUUCGUGGAGCGACUGGCUGGACGCGAGGUGUUUGUGAAGAUCAAGGGCAUAGGUUUCGACGGGCACGAGCUUUCGAGCGCAAGCACAACGUUGCAGUUUUAACCGGAUUUGUCAAAUCGGUCGGGAAUAAGGCGGCCUUUGCAUGCGUGUGUCGCAAAGUUCAC